AUGCUUCUUGCCCAGCCAGUCCGAUCAACCAUGCGCACCCGGCUACUUGCUCCGCCAACAGCCCGUCAAUUCAGUCGAAAGUACGGGCUUUUGAAGGAUUGGAAAGGAGCAGACCCGACGGACUCGAGCAUCAAGCGAGCUCGACAGGGAGAUACCAAUGACCCUACAUCUGCGGCGACAGCCUCGGGGUUCAAGGAACGAGAUGUAAAUGCCGGUAUCCAGGACGACACGAAACAGCAGGGAGCUACCGAGCGAGGCGGGCGCAAACAUGCGCGGAAGGCCAAGGAUGAGCAUCCUGCUGCUCCGGAACCGAUCAUUGGAAUGAAUGACGAGCGCGCGGGGAAGGGGAAUUGA
Molecule: messenger RNA, 354 nt
Organism: Penicillium maclennaniae
Lineage: Eukaryota; Fungi; Ascomycota; Eurotiomycetes; Eurotiales; Aspergillaceae
Exons: 2
Coding region: 1-354 (117 amino acids)
Source: RefSeq, a predicted model, not a curated record